GUUGGUACAACUUGUCAAGCCACUAGCAGAAAAUGAGAAAUUCGGGCGAACGGAACGAUAUCAAUAGAGUCAUGUACUCCCCCAAAUUAUAGGACUCUAACGUCACUUCAUCACUGAUUCUUUAUGCUCCAUGGCCAAAAUCGUCUCGUUCAAGAUGAAAAACAUCAUACUACGCCCAUUAUGCGUUCAAAAUCCAACUUGUUCUGCUGUGAAAGCAUUGGUGUGCUCAAUGUCUAGUUCUGCGAACUCUGAUGCCCCAUUGAAAUCAACAACGCCUGCUUUGCCACCGAAAACGUCUCCUGUCGCUACCCUCACUGUCUCUGGCAAACAAUUUGAAAAAGACUCAUACACCAACAUUACUCCUACCAUAAUUAAGCAGAUGUCAAGAAAACUUCAUCAACAAAAAUGUCAUCCUAUUUAUCUGAUCAAAGAACGCAUAGUUAGUUACUUUUAUAAAAAGUAUAUUGGGCGCACUGGCAACCCAGUAUUUUCAGUGUAUGACAACCUAGACCCAAUUGUCACAACUCAUCAAAAUUUUGACUCUUUGCUUGUGCCACAUAAUCAUUCUAGCCGUCUGAAAAGUGACUCAUACUAUCUCAAUUCAAACUACAUGUUGCGUGCUCAUACCACAGCUCAUCAGUCUGAUCUAAUUGCAUCGGGACUUGAUAACUUUCUGAUUGUGGGUGAUGUUUACCGCCGUGAUACAGUCGAUUCUACUCACUAUCCUGUGUUCCAUCAAUGUGAUGCUGUUCGACUUCAGACUCAACAUGAGUUGUUUCCAGAAGAAUAUGGAUUGAAUGUCUUUGAAAAGAAGCCAGAUAGGAGAACGGAUGACAAACAGGCAGAGCACACCGUAGAUGCUGUGAGAAUACUUUCUUAUCAAUUGAAAACAACUCUUCAGGACCUAGCAAAAGCUCUCUUUGGUCAAGAUGUUGAAUAUCGCUGGGUUGAAGCUUAUUUCCCAUUUACUCAUCCGUCCUGGGAAUUAGAAAUCAAGCAUAAUGGAGAGUGGCUUGAACUGCUUGGUUGUGGCAUUAUGGAACAUCAAAUAGUUGCCAAAGCUGGUGCAGGAGACAGAAUUGGUUGGGCAUUUGGCCUUGGAUUGGAGAGAGUUGCUAUGCGAGUGUAUGAUAUACCAGAUAUUCGACUAUUUUGGAGCACUGAUCCUUCUUUCACAAAACAGUUUACUGUUGAUGACCCUCACACUCCCAUUAAGUACCAGCCUGUUAGUGUGUAUCCCAUUUGCGUCAAUGAUAUCAGCUUCUGGAUUCCACCUGAGGGUGAAUUUAAUUCAAAUGACUUCUUUGAUAUUGUGCGAUCUGUAGGUGGAGACAUGAUAGAAGAGGUAUCACUUGUUGAUCAAUUUCUACACCCCAAGAAAAUGAUGAAGAGCCACUGCUAUCGCAUUACUUACAGGCACAUGGAGCGCACCCUGACAAAGAAUGAGGUGAACAAAGUGCAUAAUGAGAUUGGGUGUAAAGCCGUUGAAGCUCUUGGUGUUGAUCUAAGGGUAAAAUAAAAAAAAUAAGACAAUUACCAAUAUUUUUGUAUUCUAUGAAUACUUUAAAGAUGAUUUUAUUUUUAAAAUUAGGUAUUUAUUCUGUAAUAGAAUAGAACAAUGUCCAUAUUUUUAUUUCUACUGUAGUGUUCUGAAUUUAAGCCCAAUCCCCAACAUUUAGAGACCCCAAAUGAGGGUGGUGGGGAUGGAGCUUACAUUCAGACUGAUGUGGUAGUUGGUGAUAAAAACAAGGCACUUGCAAGUAAUUGUUGAUUAAGUUAAAGUUCUCAGACAUAAAAAUAUAGCAACAGCGUUUUGUAACAUA
Messenger RNA from Thrips palmi, 1823 nucleotides. It is a transcript of the gene PheRS-m, whose product is annotated as phenylalanine--tRNA ligase, mitochondrial. The record is from RefSeq and is a predicted model, not a curated record. The transcript has 9 exons. Lineage: Eukaryota; Metazoa; Arthropoda; Insecta; Thysanoptera; Thripidae. Bases 131 to 1519 code for a protein of 462 amino acids. Gene Ontology annotation, molecular function: ATP binding; phenylalanine-tRNA ligase activity; tRNA binding. Gene Ontology annotation, cellular component: cytoplasm; mitochondrion. Gene Ontology annotation, biological process: phenylalanyl-tRNA aminoacylation.